This is a messenger RNA of Carya illinoinensis, 2461 nucleotides long. Its product is annotated as probable hexosyltransferase MUCI70. The transcript is spliced from 9 exons. Lineage: Eukaryota; Viridiplantae; Streptophyta; Magnoliopsida; Fagales; Juglandaceae. Bases 236 to 1642 code for a protein of 468 amino acids. The record is from RefSeq and is a predicted model, not a curated record.
UCCGUUUAUUUUUUAUUCUCUCUCCUCUCCCUCCGACAUUGCGGUUACUGUAACGAAGUUUUUGUACGGGGCAGGCAUCCCACGGUCUCUCCUAGUAUCUCUGUUUUAGAUAGUCUCCACCUUUCGUAUUCUUGUUUUCGCGGUUCACCGCUGCUACUGCUUGGGACCUGCCCGUGAGAUCCAGAAAUGUUCCAUAGAUGAGCUUGUUUUUUCCCCAAAGUUCGGAGGGCGCUCUAUGAUGGCCUUUUAUAGGCACAGUAGCGACAUGUUAACGGAGAGAAGAGGUAUACUUGGCAUGAUUUUUAAGUCUCUUGAUCAAAGUGAGCAUGGUUUUCGGGUUGUUCGUAGAGGAAGAAGGCUUUGUCGGAUAACUAGACAAAGACUCUCGCGCUGGGUCUUUGUGCUUGCAUUGCUCUUCCUAAUUUAUUUUGUCGUUUCUGGCGUACAAAUGCUAUUUCAUGAUAAUUUGGAAGAUAGCAUUUCAUUGUCACAAGAAGUACAAGAACAACUUUUAGGGUAUAAUGCUCCAAAACCUCCGAAAAGCAAGAAUCGUAGGCAGCAUUCUCCUUGCGAAGUUGGGCUUGUCAAAUCCGUGGAUAAUCUUGUUGAACCCAAGGAUCUUAUGAAAUUCACCCAGUUUUCACUAGAGUACAUUGAAAAAGAGGAAAUAUUACCCGAUAAUUAUUUUGAACCUAGAUUUGGAGGACAUCAGACUCUCCCAGAAAGAGAGAAAUCCUUCUAUGCUAGAAAUCAGACACUUCAUUGUGGUUUCGUAAAUGGACCACCUGGAUAUUCGAGCAUAGGAUUUGAUUUAAAUGAGAAAGACAAGGCAUACAUGUAUACAUGUAAGGUUGUAGUAUCUUCUUGCAUUUUUGGGAGCUCCGACUUUUUGAGGAGGCCCACACGCAGACUGAUCAGUGAAUAUUCCAAGAAAAAUGUUUGUUUUGUUAUGUUUGUCGAUGAGCAAACAUUAUUAAAACUGUCAUUAGAAGGUAAUACUCCUGAUGAUGACGGAUAUGUCGGCUUAUGGAAAAUCAUUGUUGUGAGGAACUUGCCAUAUAAGGACAUGCGUAAAACUGGAAAGGUGCCAAAGUUUUUGCCACAUCGCCUCUUCCCUUCAUCUAGGUACUCGAUUUGGCUUGACAGCAAGAUGCGACUUCAGAGUGAUCCCAUGUUGAUUAUUGAGUACUUUUUGUGGCGAACAAAAUCAGAAUAUGCCAUUUCAAAUCAUUAUGAUCGCCACUGUGUCUGGGAGGAGGUACUCCAAAAUAAGCGUCUAAAUAAGUACAAUCACACGGCCAUUGAUGAACAGUUUACUUUUUAUCAGUCUGAUGGUCUCACCAAGUUUGAUCCUUCAGACCCAAAUACUCCUCUUCCAAGUUUUGUUCCUGAAGGUUCCUUUAUAGUACGGGCACAUACACCAAUGUCAAAUUUGUUUUCUUGUCUUUGGUUCAAUGAAGUCAACCGAUUCACCUCACGUGAUCAGCUAAGCUUUGCAUAUACUUAUUUGAAACUGAGAAGAAUGAAUCCCACAAGACCAUUUUACUUAAAUAUGUUUAAGGACUGUGAGCGCAGAGCUCUCACAAAGCUAUUUCGGCACAGGGCUGUGCCAUCUCCUCCACUUGCUUCUUUGGUCAAUUGAGAUUAGUUUAAGGUUUAUACUUGGUUGGGUUGCUCAAACUUGGUUGGUAAUGGAAAGUCCAACCUGGAUCUCUUUUGCUGUAUGUUACCCCCCAUCUCAUGAGUACGAUUAUGGGACCUUUUAACCAUACACCCCCACUAUGUGAAAGCAGCGCAGCAAACAGUGAUUAUCACCCUGCUCUGUUGUAUAAAUAGGAUGCCUUGAGUUGGAUAUCAUGAUUGGCAUGUUUAAGUCAAUUGCAUUUACCUGAGACCUGUAGAUUUCUUGACGAAAUUCUAGCAAUGUGACAAACUGAGUCUAGUUUGUGAGGGGUGUUGUAUGGUUUGUUUGAUUUUGAGGAUCUCAUUUGUGCACUUGCUUGCUCUCUUAUGUUAAAUCAGAACAUUGAAAUCAUAUGCCAUUCAAAAGCAGAUAUGAACAGUGAGAUGAAAGUGCUCAAAGAAGAUGCCUAGAAUCAUGCAAUCCCAUUAUUUCACUACAUAAGAGCCAAUCUUGUAAAACGUGGUUGCUGGCACAUCCCACAUCCAAGUUAUGUAGCAAUGAGCUUGAAGGUAAUGGGUUUGAAGCUUGCUAUAGCUCCCCCCUCUUCCUCACUUUCCAGAAAGAACUAUGUUGCAAGCUGAACCAGAACUAAGCCAUAAUCUGUUGGUUCUCCCAUUGGUCGGGUGGACUUCUUGUAGUUUCAGUUAAUGAUUGUUUUGAGAUUUCAGUUCACAUGUUAUCAACGAACUAUAUUGCCAAAACCAGCUAGCUGGUGAAAUAUCCAAACGCACUAAGCUUGUUUCAAUUUAAGAUGUCUAGAAGCAUGCAAUUGCUUUA